AUGGAAGAACCUGUUCCAGACACUCCUCAAUACUCUCCACAUCCUCCAAGAGGGUCUGUGAAUCAAAACCAACCAUCUCCAAAAGCAAGUCGAAUGUGGUAUGUUGCACAGGAUGGAGCUCUAAUUGGUUUGUAUCUUCAAUUCAGUGAAGAUGCAAUUGUUGGUACAAACCAAAAAGCAGCUGCGCUCUGGCAAAAAAUAUCUGCGGCAUAUGAUCAAGCGCACUCUGAGAAACCCCACAUCCUACCGCCAAGACCUUUGAGGAGUUUGGAAAGCCGUUGGAGAAGGAUGACAACUGAUUUAAUACAAUGGAGUAGUUGCUAUGACGAAGCUGGAAGGGCAACUGGCAGUGGUUACAACGAAGCAGACCGAAUUCAUAAUGCGAGUAAGUUAUUCUAUAUUUCCUCUAAGCCUACUCCACAUAAUUUUAAUUGUCACCAUGGUUGGGAAAUGGUUAAAAAUGACCCGAAGUGGAGGACAAAACUGAGAUGGGCGUUGUCAAGAGAGGAAAGAUUAGCUUGCGGUGAUGCUGUCGAAGACGACAGUAGUGGAAGUGAAAAGCGGUGUAGAACUGAAGAUGAAGAUGUUGUUCCCCAGAAUAAUGCAAGUAGGGAAAUUGAGGCACAAAUGCGAUUGAAGAAGUUGGAUUUCGACAUGGAAAGGGAAAGAAGGAAGCAAAAACAAGUAGAGCUUCACCAAAAACAAGUCGAAAUUCAAGAGAGAAGGCUGAACUAUGAAAUGCUGCAAGAUCUAAUGGCAAAGGGACCGGACCUAACUCCCGAUGAAGAGGCUUACAAGGAAGAAUUACGUGCACUACUCUAUGGUAGAAGGAGCAUGUAA
Messenger RNA from Chenopodium quinoa (quinoa), 840 nucleotides. RefSeq names its product glutathione S-transferase T3-like. NCBI's taxonomy places the organism in Eukaryota, Viridiplantae, Streptophyta, Magnoliopsida, Caryophyllales, Amaranthaceae. The record is from RefSeq and is a predicted model, not a curated record. The coding region runs from base 1 to 840 and encodes 279 amino acids. The transcript has 2 exons.